Messenger RNA from Phytophthora nicotianae INRA-310, 666 nucleotides. RefSeq lists its product as hypothetical. The record is from RefSeq and is a predicted model, not a curated record. The coding region runs from base 1 to 666 and encodes 221 amino acids. Lineage: Eukaryota; Oomycota; Peronosporomycetes; Peronosporales; Peronosporaceae. The transcript has a single exon.
AUGGCAUCUUCAUACCUACUUUGGUGGAGAGCGAGCGUAUCGUGCCGACAUGACUUCGUAAAUGACAAACCUGCCCGAGCGGAAGUCAACCGGUUGAUCCGGGCGUUCGACAACUCCUGCGUAUUCCCAAACACCGUCCUCACGAAGUUUGCCAAGCGUGUGGAGGCUGCGGCAGGAGGCGUGACGUCUUCGCUGCUGGUAUUCCGCGAUGUGAUUGCAGGUGUUGCUGAAGAAAAGCUCGCUGCUCACGAGGCACGCAUCCAGGAAUCCAUCAUCGCCAAAGUAGCCGCUAGCGAAACCCAAGUCAACGAAGCAUCGGCGUGGGUCAUCGCCUUUACUGUGGCUUCAGGUGAGUCGCAAACUCGCCAGUUAUCGCAAACGCGUAGCGCAAUCGAACUACUUGGAAUCCAAGACGCUCCUGUCGCUCCAUCGGCAGAUCCCACCCACUACAGCUCCUCAACUCGGCGCAGUUCAACUCACCACAGCCUCGACAACAGCUCCCCAUGCCGAUCCUUCACUCGACACAGCAGCUCAAUUCGCCACGGCAGCUCCACUCACCACAGAACCUCCAACCGACGCAAUGACUCCAGUCGACGAGGCAACUCCUCCCACCACGGCAGCUCUACUCGCCACAGCACAUCCAACCGACGCUCCUUCAGUCGUUAA